UUGGGUUCCUUUUGAAUUGAUGGUAUUGUAGACGCGUGCAUUGGGUUUGAUGCAUGGCCCUUUGGGUUUCCUCUUGUUGUUCUUGAUGUUCUUGUUUUCUAGUGAGAUGAUUCAAUUAGAAACUUUUAUAUCUGCGCGCGCUCAAAUUGGUUGGAGGAAUGAGGUUCUGGAAUUCCGUCGUCUUUUCUCGGUUAGAUUGAUGUGGGAUAUAAAUUUGGUCGAGAGCAUUGGGAAAUAACAUGAUGGCAGCUUCUGGUUGUGGGAUUUGAUUAGAGGUUUAUUGGGUGGCAUGAAAUGAGAGUUGUUUUAAGCAUUACUAUUUUGCUAGCGGAGCUACUCAUUGGAAAUCCUGGAGAAAUCCUUGAUGUCGGUUGGAUUGUCCUUCCAUGGCGGCGACACGGACUGAAAAGCUGUUCUUCGUGCUUUCUUCUGCUGAAUCUUGGAAUUUGCAUUCCGACCAUCAUUAUGGGGCAAUGCGUAACCAAGAUUCUAUGUUGUUCAUGGUGCUUCCAGCAAGAAAUAAAAGACGAUGAGUCCAACCAACACAUUGAUUUUGCUAGCGGCAACGUGCAUCUCAUCACCACUAAAGAGAGCUGGGAUGAAAAGUUAUCACAAGCUAUUAAGGACGGAAAGAUCGUUAUAGCAAACUUUAGCGCGACUUGGUGUGGUCCUUGUAGAGUGAUUGCGCCUUUCUACUCUGAGUUAUCUGAGAAGCACCCUUCCCUCAUGUUUCUUCUUGUCGAUGUGGAUGAACUAACUGAGUUCAGCACAUCUUGGGACAUUAAAGCAACCCCUACCUUCUUCUUUCUUAAAGACGGGAACCAAGUCGACAAGCUCGUGGGCGCCAACAAGCCAGAGCUUCAGAAGAAGAUAACCGCGAUUCUAGACUCGAUCGAUCAAAGUCAGAAAUGACGACGGGUUGCUAGAGGUGGGGGAGAACAAAGCUAAGCCAUUUUGAAAUUUUGUCGAACCACGUACAUGCAGGUCUCCAUGUUGUAAAAUGCUUGCACGGCACUCGUUCUUGAAUGUAAAUAGAGAUGCUUGAGGGUGUCGAAUAGUGAAAAUAUUGGAAUGGUAAUCGCCGUUCUCUUUAUCGUGUCCUCGAUGCCCAUGCCGGGUGUAGAAUGUCCAUCGGUUUUGAUUGGAUUUCGAAAGUCUUUCUCACUAAUCGGAGCAGCAAAGCUUAGUUUGUU
Messenger RNA from Eucalyptus grandis, 1193 nucleotides. Its product is annotated as thioredoxin H9. The transcript has 5 exons. NCBI's taxonomy places the organism in Eukaryota, Viridiplantae, Streptophyta, Magnoliopsida, Myrtales, Myrtaceae. Bases 295 to 912 code for a protein of 205 amino acids. The record is from RefSeq and is a predicted model, not a curated record.